Pochonia chlamydosporia 170 is the source of this 1515-nucleotide messenger RNA. Its product is annotated as Zn2/Cys6 DNA-binding protein. Gene Ontology annotation, molecular function: zinc ion binding; DNA-binding transcription factor activity, RNA polymerase II-specific. The transcript has 4 exons. The record is from RefSeq and is a predicted model, not a curated record. The coding region runs from base 1 to 1515 and encodes 504 amino acids. Gene Ontology annotation, biological process: regulation of DNA-templated transcription. Lineage: Eukaryota; Fungi; Ascomycota; Sordariomycetes; Hypocreales; Clavicipitaceae.
AUGGUCCAACGUAGUCGAGGCUGUUUACGAUGUCGCCAGCGCCGAGUAAGAUGCGACCAAGGCCGUCCCUCAUGCCAACGAUGCCUCACCCGCAACGAGCUCUGCAUCGGCUACCGAGACGAAGCAGACCUCAUUUUCCAGCAUGAAACUGCAAAAACGGUCCUCAGACACCGCAGUGAAGCCAGCAGCACAUCCUCCUCUGAACCCCGCAGAUCGCGAAGCCAGUCCCUCCCACGGACCGAUUCCGAAUCUCCUCCUGACAUCUCGCCAAUCCGGCCAAGCGCCUCCAGAGAAGACGCAGCCAUUGCGGGAUUCUUUGAGAAAUACAUCCUUUACCCGUGUACUAACUCCUCUUCGUCGGGAUUUCUAGAACACUUGCCCUGUUUAUUCAAAGACGUCAACGUCGAGGGGAGACAUGCCCUCCGCUGGGCGGUGCAAGCGGCCGCUUUUGCGGAUUACUCACGCACAGCGGACUCAGAAGCCGCGGAAUUGACGUCCCUGGCGUUGGAAUGCUAUGGUCGUGCGCUGGGCAAGUUGGGGGAGUCGAUGGCGGAAAGGGGCAAGGUGCCGGAUGAUUAUGACUUGAAUUGUGUUGUUGUGCUAGAUCUGUUUGAGAGCUUAUAUCUGCCUGAGACGGCGGCCAUGGGCGCUCACGCACAAGGCAUGGCGCAUAUUCUACGACUAAGAGGCCACGAGCAGUUUCAUGAUCCUCGGGGAUGGGGGUUAUUUCGACUUGCUCACCACCGCAUCCAAAAACAACAUCUUGCAAAGAAACUAUCUCCCCUGCCGGAAUCGAAAGCUUGGCUCGAUUGCCUACACCAGGACCAAUUUGUGCGUCUGGAACAAGACGCGCUUCGUAUUUCUACGCUCUGCGACAAAGCUAACAGUAUCCUUGGGGUGUUAAACUCUGGAAGCGUGGACAGGCAAGGUAUCGUACGGCUCGUCCAGGAAAUGCAUGCAUUAGAUGCUGAAGCUACGAAAUGGCGACAACGAGCAGAAUGGUCUUUUAGGACCGUUCGUGCUGAAGAUAUAGCAGGAUAUAGGCACGAGACGGCUUAUUUACCGGAUACUGUUCAAAUUCACGGGGAUGUAUGGAUGGCAUAUGAAUGGAACUAUCACCGCACGGCAAGGAUACUCCUCCAUCAGCAACUGCUGGCUUGCUUAACGGCGAUUGAGUCUGACGGGGAUGAAUUCAUGGAUGGACAAACCGCCGAGGUGAUGGCUUGGAAGGAAACGAGUAUCAUGGUGGUAAGGACACUUGCUGAGGAGAUUCUGUCUACGGUUGCGCAGUCGUUCGGUGAUGUUGAUGGUGCUGGGCGGAGUGUGGACGUGUUUGAGGAUGGACCAAGUUGUCGUGCUAUUGGUGCGUACUUCAUGCUGUGGCCUGUCAAGAUUAUGAAGAGUGAGGAUGGGGUGGCCACCGACGCUCAGAAAGAGGCUGCGAGGCUGGUGUUUGAGCGGAUUAGAGAGACUACGGGCAUGAAGAGGACUUUGGGGGCGUUGUCUAUAGUGUAG